AUGGCACAGGGAUUACCAGUGUUCUCUAAUUUUGUUGUUAACGAGCUUGCUGUGGACUCUAGAUGGAAAAAAUGGUGUCAACGUCUAGAGAAUCUACUAAUUGGUUUGGACAUAACUAAUGAAAAGAGAAAGAGAGCCUUACUUCUACAUUAUGCCGGGGAAGAAGUAAAUGAUAUUUUCGAUACACUAUCCGAGACAGGUGAUGAUUAUAAGACUGCUCUUUUGAAACUGACGGAAUACUUUGCACCGAAAAAAUGCACAGAGUACGAGGUGUACAAAUUUCGCCAAACAAAACAAGAGUCAAGUGAGACAAUUGACACGUAUCAUACAAGGCUACGACAGCUCUGUGAAAACUGUGAAUUUGCCGAAAAAGACAAGGAAAUAAAAUCACAGAUUAUCCAAGGAUGUCAGUCAACAAGGUUACGUCGCAAAGCGCUGAAACAAGAUAUAACUUUGGAUGAAUUGAUUCAAGAAGCUCGUGCACUGGAAUUAUCUGACAAACAUGCUUCCGAAAUCGAACAUGGUACGAGUGAAAGUGCAAACAAUGUUACAAAAAGGAAAUUCACACCGAAGAAAAUUACUGCAAACAAACAAAAUGUUAAGCAAAAACAAAGAAAAUGUCGAAACUGUGGAUUUGAAUACCCUCACAAGACAAAAUGUCCAGCGCAAGCUAAAGAAUGUUUAUAUUGUCACAAGAAAAAACAUUUUGAAAGUGUGUGCCGCUCAAAAACAAUGAAAUCUAGGAAAACUCACAAUCUAAAUGACUAUUCAUCGAGUGAUGAUAGCGACCAAAGUGACAAUUACGCAUUUGGACUAACUGUAAAUGCCAUGUCCAGGAGACCAUACGUAAGUGCUUUAGUUAAUGGACACAAUGUCAAGUUCCUAAUUGACACUGGUUCUUCAGUUAAUGUACUAGAUCAAGAGACGUACAACAAAUGA
Mercenaria mercenaria is the source of this 939-nucleotide messenger RNA. RefSeq lists its product as uncharacterized. Bases 1 to 939 code for a protein of 312 amino acids. The record is from RefSeq and is a predicted model, not a curated record. Gene Ontology annotation, molecular function: aspartic-type endopeptidase activity. Gene Ontology annotation, biological process: proteolysis. NCBI's taxonomy places the organism in Eukaryota, Metazoa, Mollusca, Bivalvia, Venerida, Veneridae. The transcript has a single exon.